AUGUCGAGCGAGGCAGGUCUGGCGCCUUGGGAGAGCGCCGUGGCGGGCGCAUCGGGUGCGGUUCUGGCCAAUGCUCUAGUAUAUCCUCUUGAUAUCGUGAAAACGAGGCUACAAGUGCAAAUAAAAAAGAAGAACCAGGAGCAUCACCACACUGCCGAACAUCAUCACUACGAAUCCACCAUCGAUGCUAUUGUGAAGAUCGUUGAACACGAGGGUGUACAUGGUCUUUACUCGGGUCUUGCAGGUGCCCUCGCCGGAGUUGCAUCCACAAACUUUGCCUAUUUCUACUGGUAUUCGGUGGUGCGAGAUCUGUGGACGAAAUAUGAGACAACUCCCGGCCAACAUCCGGGUACGGCAGUUGAAUUGUCCCUGGGUGCAGUCGCAGGAGCUCUUGCUCAGGUAUUCACAAUCCCUGUUGCUGUUAUCACCACAAGGCAGCAAACACAACCCAAGGGCCACAAGAGGGGCUUUUGGGAGACUGGAAAGGACGUUGUCCACAGCGAGGACGGCUGGACUGGCCUGUGGAGGGGCCUCAAGGCUUCUCUCGUGCUGUGUGUCAAUCCCGCCAUCACAUACGGUGCUUACCAGCGCCUGAAAGAUAUCCUCUUCCCAGGACGAGCACGAUUACGUCCAUGGGAGGCGUUCGUUCUCGGAGCCAUGUCCAAAUCCCUGGCAACACUAACAACACAGCCACUGAUCGUCGCCAAAGUUGGCCUACAAUCACGACCACCUCCGGCUCGCGAGGGCAAGCCGUUCAAGACGUUUGGAGAGGUUAUGGCCUAUAUCAUCGAGCACGAAGGCCCUCUUGCCCUCUUCAAGGGCAUCGGUCCUCAACUACUGAAGGGGUUGUUAGUCCAGGGUCUUCUGAUGAUGACCAAGGAGAGAGUCGAGGUGCUGUUUAUUCUACUCUUCGCUUAUCUGCGUGCCGCCAAAACGAAGCGGGCGAAAUUGGCCGAGACUCUGAAGAGUCGUGCCAUGCCUGUGGCGGAAAAUGUUCUUGAGAAGGCCAAGACUGCUUUGCCAGCAACCGCAAAAUAG
Messenger RNA from Exophiala spinifera, 1038 nucleotides. RefSeq lists its product as uncharacterized. The transcript is spliced from 3 exons. The coding region runs from base 1 to 1038 and encodes 345 amino acids. The record is from RefSeq and is a predicted model, not a curated record. Gene Ontology annotation, biological process: transmembrane transport. NCBI's taxonomy places the organism in Eukaryota, Fungi, Ascomycota, Eurotiomycetes, Chaetothyriales, Herpotrichiellaceae.